This is a messenger RNA of Wickerhamiella sorbophila, 654 nucleotides long. RefSeq lists its product as hypothetical. Gene Ontology annotation, cellular component: cytoplasm. Bases 1 to 654 code for a protein of 217 amino acids. Lineage: Eukaryota; Fungi; Ascomycota; Dipodascomycetes; Dipodascales; Trichomonascaceae. The transcript has a single exon. Gene Ontology annotation, molecular function: kinase activity; ATP binding. The record is from RefSeq and is a predicted model, not a curated record.
AUGUCCACCGAUCAAUUGACGAGGAGAGCUCUGUCGGUGCUAAAGGAUAGUGGGAAGGAUCGCAUUGUGGUCACAAUUGCCGGCAUACCCGGAUCGGGGAAAUCGACUGCCGCAGCCAAUGUCGCUGCCGCGUUGAAUGCGAUUAGUCCUGGAAUUGCUGCAGUUGUGGGGAUGGACGGAUUUCACUAUUCUCGGGCGCAAUUAGACAAAUUCAACGAUCCGGUGAGUGCUCAUAAGUUUAGAGGUGCUGCAUUCACAUUUGACGCGGAAAAAGUGGUGGAAUUGGCUCGCAGCCUUCACGAUAGCUCCAGGCCUAUACCGGUGCCAAGUUUCGAUCAUGCCAAAAAAGAUCCCGUGAAAGAUGGGAUUGUUAUUGAUCCAAAGGCUAAAAUUAUUAUUUUCGAGGGUCUCUAUUUACAUUUGGAUGUCAGUCCGUGGAGUGAACUCAUGUCAUACUCUGACGACAGCUGGUUCGUUGAAAUCGACAAGUCAGUUGCUCGAGAUCGUCUAGCGAGACGGCAUGUUACAAGCGGAAUUUGUGAUACAUUAGAGCAAGGUUAUGAGCGGGCUGAUUUCAAUGACCUGCCUAAUGGUGAGUUUAUUAUUGAACACAACCAGGCCUCAAAGCUUUAUAUUUCAGGUUCAGCAAAGUAG